GCUAAAAAGGGAGCUGACAGAACAGGGCAGGUGGAAACGGCCAACAGACGCUGAGGAGGAAGGAGGAUAAAGCUCCUGCCCUGACGCUAGCUUUUACUACAGAGCACUCACUCAGCCACAGUGAGAACUGCAGCACAAGAUCACACCAGAAGAAGUAAACCUGCGCAGAAGGACAAUUAAAACUCCCACUAGGAUCUAUGAAGUCAGAUAACUUUUUAAAAAUGCAUUUCUGUAUGGAAAGGGAGUAAGCCAGGUGAAAGAUCAAGAGGGGAUCGUCUGACAUCUUCAUCAUUUAACAGAUAACCCAGAAAUUACAGAGUGAUCAAGACUGACAGUCAAAAAGGCUGUAAGGGACGUAAGAGAGGAAGCUGUACAUUUUGGAAGAUGGAGGAAAGCACUCCGCAGGUCUGGCACAUGCAGAUUCCCAGACAGGAAAUUCCAGCAGAGCUGCAGAAGAAGAUAUCGGUGGCAAACCAGCCAGAAUGCUCCAUCUGCUACAACACCUAUGACAAUGUCUUCAAAACACCCAAGCUGCUGGAGUGCACCCACACCUUUUGCCUCGAGUGCCUUUCCCGACUUAUGGCUGUCUCGCUAACUGACCAGGAUGAGAGUGGCGGCAGCAUGCGCCUCUCUUGCCCCUUCUGCCGUCAUCUCACCUUUUUGCCAGAGGAUGGUCCUCCUGCCUUGGCCACUAGCCGCGAGGUCCUCUGCAAACUCCCCAGCCAUCAACAACAGGAGGAGCCCGUGUGGUUGGAGGGGGAGAAGCUGUGCUACAAGAGCUCCAGACAGGACGCCGUCUCAGGAGUCCCUGAAAGUCCCACGACCUUCUGCAUCUGCAUUGACAUUGGGGCCAGUAAGUCGGUGGAUGCUCCAGUCCAGGCAAGGCCCAGAAGGCCUGGACUGAUGGGCAGACUGGCAGACUGGAAAAGGAUGCUUCUCUUCAUAGUGCUCAUGGUGCUAUUGGUUAUAGUUGUGCUGUGGCCCCUGCAGUGCGUGUUUACCACCGGAAACAUGCGCUGUAUGAGAAAUAGACCCCAAAUUAGUACAACUGCAACCACAACCACUACGUUUGGCCCAUUUAUCAGUAGAUCUGGUCUAAAAGGAUGAACAACUUGACUUACAGGACUUCACUGUAAAUGCUGAUAAUGAAGACACUUUGGAACUGUUUUAAAAUGUCAUUGAGACUUUUUUUGGAAUAGUUGCACUUAAGAUAAAUGCAUUUGGCUAUUGCAACUUGAGAUGGACUGGCGACAUGCCCAGGAUGUACCCUGGCUUUUGCCCGAUGACUGCUGUAGAUAGGCACCAGCCCUCAUUGUCAGAUAGAUGGUUGAAUAAAUGAAAGGUUAUUACGACUGACCUUAGACUUUAUAGUUCCUGCUACCAACAUUUCUUCACCAACAUAUACAUUUUAAAAUGACUAAAUUAGCGCAAGCAAAACCUAUGUACACAAUUCUCCGAGGCAUAGAGAAAGCAUUGGUAGCAGUAAAUUUGUACUUUAUUUAAGCUUUAUUCUGAAAUUAGAUAAAAUCACAGCAUCUAACAGGUUUUCUGUCUUGAUCAGAAAGUUGGUGAUUUAUUGUAAGUGUCUAUUCAAUGUUUAGCACUGACAUAGAGACCUGUUGUCGUGUCCGGGCCAAAUAGCAGAACAUUGGAUUGUGACAUUUACUUCUGUCAUUGUGGAAAUGUGAACUUUAUCAUCUGAGACAAUGAAUGGAAUCCAGAUGUGCUAAUGAAAUUCUUUUCAUAUUGUAACAUUGAUUGUUCCUUUUGAUGUCUUUGUUUACAAAACUACAAUUAAAACGGAAGUAUUAAGGUUAUCCGUGUCCAAACGGUUUUAAUGUGGUCAAAUUUGAGAAAAAAAAUAGUUUAACACUUUAAAUAUGUACAUUUACUUUGAAAGUAAAGUGACAUUUUUUAAAUAGUAAAUAAAAUAUUUAUAGCAGUAAAAAAAUUA
This is a messenger RNA of Girardinichthys multiradiatus, 1954 nucleotides long. Its product is annotated as RING finger protein 223. Gene Ontology annotation, biological process: protein ubiquitination. The record is from RefSeq and is a predicted model, not a curated record. The transcript has 2 exons. Bases 385 to 1107 code for a protein of 240 amino acids. NCBI's taxonomy places the organism in Eukaryota, Metazoa, Chordata, Actinopteri, Cyprinodontiformes, Goodeidae. Gene Ontology annotation, molecular function: ubiquitin protein ligase activity.